AUGGCAGCUACCGCGUCCAGCGUAGUCGUUCUCGACAGAGGAAACAACACAACAUGCACCAUUAACUUGCACGGUGCUACCGUGGUCUCUUGGAGGGUUAACAACCAGGAACAGUUGUUCGUCAGUAAACUGGCUGUUUUUGAUGGUCAGAAAUCGAUUCGAGGAGGCAUUCCAAUAGUUUUUCCUCAUUUUGGACCCUGGGCUUAUGGACCUCUUCAUGGUUUUGCCAUGACGUGCAGAUGGAAUGUUGAAAAACAACCUGAACCAUUAGACAAUGGUGACAUUGAAGCACUAUUUUCAUUAGUGGACAAUUCCGUUACAAAACAAAUGUGGAAUUAUAGUUUCAAAUUAGUGCUAAGAGUAAUAUUGAGAGAAAAAGAAUUACAAGUCAGCUUCAAUUUAUACAACUCAUCUCUAGAACCAUUUCAAUUUAACAUGCUUUUCCAUACAUAUCUAAAAGUACCAGAUGUCCGAAAAUGUAAUAUAUCUGGUCUUCAAGGAUGCAUGUACGUAGACAAGACCAAGGAAAAUGGUGUGUACCAAGAACCGAGAGAAAUGGUGACUGUUAAUCAUUGGACUGAUAGAAUCUAUCAAAAUACUCAACAGGAACAUGUGAUUUCAAAUGUUGUAUCCGGAAGAAAAAUGAAAAUGAUAAAAUACAAUAUGCCAGAUACAGUUGUAUGGAAUCCGUGGGAUGUAACAUCAAGUACAAUGAGUGACUUUGGUGAAGACGAAUACCCAAAUAUGAUAUGUGUUGAAGCUGGCAUAGUAAUCAAUCCAAUAACAUUGAAUCCCAAUAACACAUAUGAAGGCACUAUAAUUUUACAGGUUAUGUGA
Messenger RNA from Macrosiphum euphorbiae (potato aphid), 837 nucleotides. NCBI's taxonomy places the organism in Eukaryota, Metazoa, Arthropoda, Insecta, Hemiptera, Aphididae. The record is from the annotation of a GenBank genome assembly.